GACAGCUGAGGUGGCAGAGUCUUCCAGAUGGCUGAAUUGGAUCUCAUGGUUCCAGGGCCACUGCCCGGAAUCACUGCUCACCCUCUGGCCACUCUCAGCCCAGACUCUGAGCCAGAAAACCCAGGAGAAGAGGCCAUGGGCUCUGUGGGGGAGCCUCGUGGAGACGCUGAAGCGGGGAGCGGCUCUGCAGAGCAAGGGAAUCCUGGCGGUGAUGGAGAGGAGGAGAUCCUAUGUGACUUCUGUCUUGGGGACAGCAGGGUGCGGGCAGUGAAGUCCUGCCUGACAUGUAUGCUAAAUUACUGUGAGGAGCACUUGAGGCCACACCAGGAGAACAGCAAACUGCACAGCCAUCAGCUGACUGAGCCGGUGAAGGACCAAGACCUCCGCACCUGCUCUAUCCACCACAGCCCACUGGUUGCCUUCUGCCGCCCCGAUCAGCAGUGCAUUUGCCACGAGUGUAGCCAGGGCGACCACAAGGACCACACCUUAAUCUCCUUGGAUGAUGCUCGCAGAGACAAGCAGGCUGAACUUCAGCACACUCAGUCAGACCUGGAGAGGAAACUCAAGUUGAAUGAAAAUGCUAUCAUGAGGCUCCAAACCAACCACAAAUCUGUUUUGGUGUCUGUGUCAGAGGUGAAAGUGGUAGCUGAGGAGAAAUUUGGGGAACUCCUUGCUGCCAUGAGGAAGGCCCAGGCUGACGUGAUGCUCUUCUUAGAAGAGAAGGAGCAAGCUGCCCUGAGCCAGGCUAAUGGCAUCAAGACUCACUUGGAGUACAGGAGUGCAGAAAUGGAGAAGAACAAGCAAGAGCUGGAGAGGAUUUCUGCCCUUAGCAAUACUGUCGUGUUCCUGGAGGAGUACUGCAAAUUUAAGAACAUGGAGGAUAGUGCUUUUCCCAGUGUCUACAUAGGAUUCAUGGAUAAGCUCUCGGGAAUCCGCAAGGUCAUCAUGGAUGGCACCGAACACAUAAUCAAUUUACUACAAAAUUACAAGAAAAAUCUCCAGGAGUUUGCCAAGGAAGAGGAAUAUGACAUCAGAACCCAAGUAUCUGCUGUUGUGGAGCACAAGUAUCGGACUUCAAAACCUGAGCCCACUACUAGGCAACAGUUCCUCCAAUAUGCGUGUGACAUCACCUUUGACCCUGAUACUGCUCACAGAUACCUCCGGCUGCAGGAGGAUAAUCGCAAGGUCACCAAUACUACACCAUGGGAACAUCCUUACCCAGACCUCCCCAGCCGUUUCGUGCACUGGCGGCAGGUGCUGUCCCAACAAAGUCUAUACCUGCACAGGUACUAUUUUGAGGUAGAGAUUUCUGGAGCAGGCACCUAUGUUGGCCUGACCUGUAAAGGCAUUGACCGAAAAGGAGAAGAACGUAAUAGCUGCAUUUCUGGAAACAAUUUUUCUUGGAGCAUCCACUGGAAUGGGAAGGAGUACACAGCCUGGCACAGUGACUCAGAGACACCUCUCAAAGCCAGCCCUUUUCGGAGGCUAGGGAUCUAUGUCAACUUCCAGGGAGGAAGCCUCUCCUUCUAUGGGGUAGAGCCUGAUGCUAUGACUCUGGUUCACAGAUUUCAGUGCAAGUUUUCAGAGCCUGUCUACCCUGCAUUCUGGCUUUCCAAGAAGGAAAACACCAUCCGGAUUGUGGAUUUGGGAGAAGAACCUGAAAAGAUAGGACCAAUCUCUGCAGGAACUAUGUCCUAGAUUCCCAGAUUUUUGCUCGAGGCUGCACGGUUGCCUAUGUUUUAAAUUAUUCUCAAGUGAUCAAGUCUCCUUCUAAUGAUAUAUUUAUGUCAGACAAGUUAACAUCACAUUGUAUUCAGAAUCAGUAACCAGGACUCUUCAGAGCAAUCAAAAAGACUGUACACAAUUGUAAUAAAUUUCUAACUUGUGUAUUUCCUAUGUCUUAGAGACUGUUCUAAGUGUUUCCUGUCUUUUAUUUCACUCACCCCACA
Molecule: messenger RNA, 1949 nt
Organism: Sorex fumeus (smoky shrew)
Lineage: Eukaryota; Metazoa; Chordata; Mammalia; Eulipotyphla; Soricidae
Gene: TRIM16
Product: tripartite motif containing 16
Exons: 6
Coding region: 28-1698 (556 amino acids)
Molecular function (GO): protein binding; zinc ion binding
Source: RefSeq, a predicted model, not a curated record